Carassius gibelio (silver crucian carp) is the source of this 4210-nucleotide messenger RNA. RefSeq names its product aldehyde oxidase 5 (gene aox5). The transcript is spliced from 35 exons. NCBI's taxonomy places the organism in Eukaryota, Metazoa, Chordata, Actinopteri, Cypriniformes, Cyprinidae. The record is from RefSeq and is a predicted model, not a curated record. Bases 30 to 4103 code for a protein of 1357 amino acids. Gene Ontology annotation, molecular function: oxidoreductase activity; 2 iron, 2 sulfur cluster binding; iron ion binding.
UGCGAGUCAGUCAGUUGCUCAUUCAGUUGAUGGUCAGUGAACCAGGAGCAUCUCCAGUAACAGAGCACUGCGAUCCUUCUCAACUCAUCAUGUCAUCUGUAUCUGUGAACAGUGAGCUUGUCUUCUACAUUAAUGGGAAGAAGAUAGUGGAGAAGAAUGCUGAUCCAGAAGAGAUGUUACUGGCUUACCUGCGAAGGAAAGUGGGUCUAACAGGCACAAAGUAUGGCUGUGGUGGAGGUGGAUGUGGGGCCUGUACUGUUAUGGUGUCCAGAUAUGACCCUAUCCAGGAGACUGUGCUUCACUGGUCGGUAAUUGCAUGUCUACAGCCCAUUUGUUCUCUGCAUGGUGCGGCGGUAGUGACCGUCGAAGGCAUUGGAAGCACCAAUACGAAACUACAUCCUGUUCAGGAGCGUAUAGCAAAGGCUCAUGGGUCUCAGUGUGGGUUUUGUACCCCUGGGAUGGUGAUGUCCAUGUACACAUUACUUAGAAAUAACCCACAGCCCACCAUGGAGGACAUUCGAGAGACACUAGGAGGGAACCUAUGCCGUUGUACUGGAUAUCGACCAAUAAUUGAUGGAUUUAAAACAUUCUGCAAUACUCCGAUAUCUUGCCAAAAUGGUGACGGAAAUGGAAAAUGUUGCAUGGAAAACAGCAAUUCUCACAACAAUGAAUCAAUUAUAUCUGGAGAACUUUUCAGCAUGGACAAUGUCUUACCCCUUGACCCAACUCAGGAUUUGAUCUUUCCCCCAGAGUUACUGAUUAUGGGAAAGAAAAAAGCUGAACGACUUUCCUUCCAUGGUGAAAAGGUCAGGUGGAUUUCCCCAGCAGAUCUGAAAGAUUUAAUCAAGCUGAAAUCUGAAUACCCCAACGCACCUCUAUUGGUUGGGAACACAACCAUAGGGCCAAAGAUGAAUCUGAAGGGAACUGUCCAUCCUUUGGUGAUCUAUGGUGGAAGUAUUCCAGAACUUCGAACUAUCAAAUGGAGAAACAAUGGUGUAACUGUAGGGGCAGGAUGCAGUUUGUCUGUUUUGAAGGAUGUCCUUCUGCAAGGAAUCGAGGAACUCGGGCCAGAGAAAAGCAGGGUUUACCAGGCCCUCGUUCAAACAUUACAGAGUUUGGCCAGCAAACAGAUACGCAACAUGGCUACCAUUGGUGGAAAUAUCCUGAGUGCCAACCCCAAAUAUGACUUGAGCAGCAUUCUAGCAGCGGCAGAAUGCACACUAUACAUUGUUUCUAAUGAUGGUGCUCGAGAGAUUUGUCUAAGUGAAGAGUUUUUCACAGACUUUGGUAAAACAGCUCUACGACCAGAUGAGAUUCUGCUGGCUAUUGAAAUUCCUCACUCAAGACCGUGGGAGUUUGUGUCAGCAUUUCGCCAGGCACAGCGCAGAGAGUUCGCCUUCUCCAUAGUGAAUUCUGGCAUGAAGGUGGCAUUCAGACAUGACUCAAAUGUAGUGGAAAACCUAGACAUUUUUUAUGGAGGUGUGGGACCCACUCUGGUAAAAGCCAGACUCACCUGUAAAGAGCUUAUGGGAAGUAAAUGGGAUGAGAAACUUCUGGUAGGGGGAACGCAACUCUUAGAAGAAGAAAUUUGUAUUCCCCCUACUGCCCCUGGUGGAAAGGAAGAGUAUCGCAAGGCUCUAGUACUCAGCUUCUUUUUCAAGUUUUACAUGCAAGUGCUGCUGGAGCUCCAACAGAAGGAGGUUGGCAUGAAUGAUUUGCCAUUAGAGUAUCUCAGCGCAUUAAAACCCUUCAAAAAUGAGGUGCCACAAGGAAACCAUUCUUUCCAGCUUGUACCAGAGACUCAAUCUUCUAAUGACCCGGUGGGACGACCCAAAGUACACCAGGCUGCCCUUCAGCAAGCUACAGGAGAAGCUGUAUAUUAUGAUGACAUUCCAUCUGUUAAAGGAGAACUUUUUGUUUCCAUGGUAACCAGCACCAGGCCUCAUGCAAAGAUCAUCUCUAUAGAUGCAUCGGUAGCUCUAGCCAUGCCUGGAGUGGUCACCUUCAUCUCUGCCAAGGAUGUCCCUGGUCAGAAUCAAAGACUCUGGUUCAACAACCCAGAGGAGCUUUUUGCUGAAGAGGAGGUCAUUUGUGUAGGGCAGAUUAUUGGUGCCAUCGUGGCUGAAACCAGAGAACAAGCCAAACGAGCAGCUGAGCAGGUGGCCAUAUCAUACGAGGACAUCCAACCUGUCUUUUUCACUAUAGAGGAGGCCAUAGAACACCAGUCAUUUUUUGAUCCCAAGAGAAAACUGGAAAGAGGAAAUGUGGAAGAAGGGUUUGAGAAAGCAGACCACAUACUUCAGGGUGAGCUGUAUAUGGGUGGUCAGGAACAUUUUUACAUGGAAACUCAGGGACUGGUUGCGAUUCCUAAGCAAGAGGCUGGUGAACUGGAGCUUUAUGUUGCCAGUCAGCACGCAGCUUAUACUCAGGAAGUGGUGGGCAUCACUCUCGGAAUUGACUCCAAUAAGAUCACGUGUCAUGUGAAGAGGCUAGGAGGUGGAUUUGGGGGUAAAGUCAUGAAGAUUGCAUCAUUAUCCGCCAUCGCUGCUACAGCUGCUUACAAGACUGGCCGUGCUGUGCGAUGUGUACUAGAACGUGAAGAUGACAUGCUAAUCACCAGUGGCAGGUCUCCUUUCUUGGGAAAGUACAAGGUUGGAUACUUGAAUGAUGGAACAAUCUUGGCUGCUGAUAUCACAUACUACAGUAAUGGAGGAUGCACUCUAGAUGAAUCCUCUUUUAUCAUGGAGAAAGCUCUCCUUCACAUGGAUAAUGGCUACAAGAUUCCGAAUCUACGAGGACGUGGACUGGUGUGCAAGACUUACUUACCAUCCUAUACAGCCUUCCGAGGCUUUGGUGGACCUCAAGGGUUGACCAUCAUUGAGAGCGUGUUACAUGAGGUGGCUGUCAGGUGUGGCUUACCUGCACAUCAGGUGAGAGACAUUAACAUGUACAAGGACGAGAAAUGCUACACCCACCACAAGCAGCUCUUUUCUCCCUGUGACAUGGUACGGUGCUGGAAUGAGUGUCUUGAGAAAUCGGACUACGCCCAUCGAUGCCUGUCUAUCAAGCAGUUUAAUGCUCACAACCACUGGAAGAAGAGAGGGAUCUCCAUUGUCCCACAGAAAUUUGGAAUUGGGUUCUCAAAAGGUUUCUACAACCAGGGAGCAGCAUUGGUAAACAUCUACAAAGAUGGAUCGGUUCUGAUCUCACAUGGAGGAACCGAGAUGGGUCAAGGUAUCAACACCAAAGCCAUACAGAUUGCAAGUCGCAUUCUGAAGGUUCCAAUGUCUUCGAUCCACAUCAAGGAGACCUGCACAGGAAAUGUGCCCAAUGCUGCGCCAUCUGCUGCAUCCUUUGGCACGGAUGCUGUCGGGAUGGCAGUCAAGGAUGGCUGUGAGAAACUGAUGAGACGUCUGGAGCCACUCAUAAAGAAACAUCCCCAAUUCACCUGGCAACAACUGGUUGUGGAAGCAUAUUGCCAGAAGAUCAGUUUGUCAGCAACAGGUUUCUUUAUGGGUCCCCAUACCAGUGUUGACUGGGAAAAGAGUGAAGGCAACGCGUACUACUACUUUACUUUCGGGGCCUGUUGCUCAGAGGUGGAAAUCGACUGCUUGACAGGAGAUCACAAGAACAUUAGAACUGACAUCGUGAUGGAUGUUGGCCGGAGCAUAAACCCUGCUCUAGAUGUUGGACAGGUGGAGGGAGGUUUUGUCCAGGGAAUUGGGCUCUAUACUAUAGAGGAGUUGCAGUUUUCUCCUGAGGGUGUGUUGUUGACCAGGGGACCCUCUCGGUAUAAAAUCCCAGCUCUGUGUGACAUCCCUCCUCAGCUUAACGUCCACCUGCUGAGGAACGCAGACAAUCCUCACGCCAUCUACUCAUCAAAGGGGAUCGGGGAACCUCCUGUGUUUUUCGGCUGCACUUUGUUUUUCGCCAUUAAAGAAGCAAUUGCAGCCGCAAGGAGAGAGAGAGGCCUGAGCGAGAGUUUUCCUUUCUCUUCUCCUGCUACUGCAGAAAAGAUACGUAUGGCCUGUGAAGACUGCUUUACCAGGAUGAAUCCACCAGACAGGAAAGUAAAAACCAAACCCUGGGCCAUCAACGUGUGAAGAAAAACAUUUGUAAUGCAUCAUUUAAACAAGCUGUCACUUCCUUUUCAUUGAGACUUUGAGCUCAUGAACUGGAUAUCAGGCUUCCUUAAUAUUUUUAUUAUGCA